Molecule: messenger RNA, 1326 nt
Organism: Leguminivora glycinivorella
Lineage: Eukaryota; Metazoa; Arthropoda; Insecta; Lepidoptera; Tortricidae
Product: craniofacial development protein 2-like
Exons: 4
Coding region: 1-1326 (441 amino acids)
Biological process (GO): chromatin remodeling
Cellular component (GO): nucleus
Molecular function (GO): catalytic activity
Source: RefSeq, a predicted model, not a curated record
AUGAACAGUACACCCAGCAGAAAGAUUAUGCCCAGCGAUCCGGCUAGCGCCCGGCGUCGGGAGAAUACCGGGUCUCCCGAUGUAAAAUUUGUAACCGGAGAAGAAUAUGCGAUCACAGAAGCCAUGCCAUUAUCAAGAAGAAAGAAGAAUAAACCGCUACUAAUAGGCACCUGGAAUGUAAGGAGCCUUAUCAAGACAGGAAAACUAGAGAAUACCAUUCAGGAAAUGAAAAGACUCCAGUUGAGUAUUCUGGGACUAAGUGAGAUCAAAUGGUCUGACAAUGGCAUAGUAAAUAAGGAUGACGUAACGCUAUACUACUCUGGAAAGCCAGCAGCAGAAAAGAACCACCAUUACGGUGUCGGAAUGUUGAUUAAGAAGGAAAUGUCAAAGUUCGUAACCAAUUUUGUUCCAUACUCGGAUAGAUGUAUGCUGUUGCAGUUCAAUGCUAAACCCUUUAAUUUAAGUGUUCUUCAGGUAUAUGCGCCUACAGCUCGAAGCACAAAUGACAAAAUCGAAUCAUUUUAUAAAGAAGUAGAAGAGCUAAUACAGAGCAUCAAUUCACAAGACAUGAUCAUUAUACUAGGCGAUAUGAAUGCCAAGAUUGGUAGAGGAGCCGUAGGAAAAACAGUAGGAGACUAUGGGCUUGGCGAAAGAAACGAAAGGGGCGAUAGAUUACUACAAUUCUGCGUCGAAAAGGACUUAAUAAUAACAAACACCUGGUAUCAACACCCACCCAGACGAUUAUACACGUGGACAUCUCCCCGAGACACAGCCGAACAUGUUGCUCAUAAGAGGGCCUUGUCGAAGCAGUUGUUGGAGGAAAGGGAGGAAAGCGAAGUGGAGCUCCAGAAAGUAAUCAACAAAAACUCAGAAUUGAAAAGGGAGCUGGCGGACAAUGAUGUGCAGCUGACUGAUGCCCGCGGAGAAGUGGACCGUUUGCAAGGCACAAUAGACACCUUCAACCAGUGCGCUUCGACACAUGAAGUGGCCUUGGCCCGCAUCACACAGUUAGAAGAAGAACUGGAUUUUGAGAAAGCAUUCGACAACGUAAAACACGAAAAACUAAUGCAUAUACUCAAUAAGACCGAAAUAGACAGCAAAGACCAAAGAAUUAUCAGAAACCUGUACUGGAACCAGAACAAUAAAUAUCAAUUUUUAAGGAAAAUAAUAGAAGGCAAAAUAGAGGGCAAGAGAAGUAGAGGAGGAAGGAAGCUAACCUGGAUGAAUAAUAUUAAAAGCUGGACUAGUAAUGAGAACGCUGCCAUUCUGAGCAGAAUAGCACAGGACAGGAAUAAGUUCCGAGAGAUGGUCGCCGACGUCCGAUGA